AGAAUCAACUAUAGGAGAUUUUAUUCUUUCAGUAAUAAGGAAAUGUUAAAAGGAUUCUUUGAUUGCUUCUUACCCUUUCUUGCAGAUUGUUCACAGGACUCUUGCAGCGAUGUUAGGCUCUUUGGCAGCUUUAGCUGCAUUAGCUGCUAUUGGGGAGAGGCCAAGUAUGGUCAAAGUGGUAGAGUGGAUUGAUUAUGAGACACUGGCACUACUGUUUGGAAUGAUGGUUUUGGUGGCCAUAUUUUCAGAGACUGGAUUCUUUGAUUACUGUGCAGUAAAGGCUUAUCGAUUCUCUAGAGGCAAGGUGUGGGCCAUGAUUACGCUUCUGUGCCUUAUUGCUGCAAUUCUUUCUGCAUUUUUGGACAACGUUACCACAAUGUUGCUCUUUACUCCAGUAACCAUAAGGCUCUGUGAAGUACUGAAUCUUGAUCCAAGGCAUGUCCUGAUUGCAGAAGUAAUCUUCACAAAUAUUGGGGGGGCUGCUACAGCUGUUGGGGAUCCUCCAAAUGUGAUUAUUGUUUCCAAGCAGGAGCUGAGGAGGCAGGUGGGUACUGCAAGCUGCUUUUCUGCUAAAAUUAAGUUCUGA
Meleagris gallopavo (turkey) is the source of this 586-nucleotide messenger RNA. NCBI's taxonomy places the organism in Eukaryota, Metazoa, Chordata, Aves, Galliformes, Phasianidae. The record is from RefSeq and is a predicted model, not a curated record.